AUGAUGUGUUUGAAGAUCCUGAGGAUAAGCCUGGUGAUCCUGGCUGGGUGGGCAUUCGGUACUGCCAACUCCGAGCUGGGCUGGACACGCAGGAAAUCCCUGGCUCAGAGGGGACACCUGAAUCAGGUGCUGUUGGAAGGGGAGCACUGUUGGCUGGGGGCCAAGGCUCAGAGACCCAGAGCUGUUCCCCAGCAUCACCUCUUUGGGGUGUACCCCAGCAGUCCUGGGAACUACCUGAAGUCCUACCCUGUGAGGGAUCAGGGAACCUAUCCUGCAGGACGUACUAAACCGGACUCCAUAAGAAAGGCUGUUUUCCAAGACCUGACUGAAAACACAGUGGGAGUGGGGGGGAAGCUGAGUGAGCAUCCAGUAGCCCUGUGGGUAGGGGACAGUCCUAUUGGGCAAUCAGAGCCUCCGGGAGAUGAUGACACUUAUCUUGGCAAACAAGGACUCAAGGAGUCUCUAGGUGAGGCUGUAGCUCGGGGAAGCUGGACAGUGGCUGCCGCCAUUCCCGCCACCUCUCCAUACCUGAAGGAUCCUGAAGCGGAGAGCCAGGGAAAGGGCUGGGCCAAGUCCAGGCAUCCUCGCCGAGUGGUGAAGAGGCAGGCAGAGGACGUGCCUGGAGACCCUGGUAUCUCUCCUCUGCAUUUCCAACCUUGGCCUAAGCACCCCCUUAGGCACAGGGUUAGAAACGUGUUGAAGGACAGCAUCCAAGAUGGUGGAGGAAGCCCUGACUGGGAAGCAGAGACCUUUAACCCCCAAGGAGGAUUGUCUAUCUUGUACUUCUCGGGGAGGCGGGAGAGGCUGCUGCUGCGUCCAGAAGUGCUGGCUGAGAUUCCCCGGGAGGCGUUCACAGUGGAAGCCUGGGUGAGACCAGAGGGAGGACAGAACAACCCGGCCAUCAUCGCAGGCGUGUUUGAUAACUGCUCUCACACAGUCAAUGAUAAGGGAUGGGCCCUGGGGAUCCGCACAGGGAAGGACAAGGGAAGGCGAGACGCUCGCUUCUUCUUCUCCCUCCGCACUGAUCGUGUGAAGAAAGCCACCAUCGUGACUGGCCACAAACGCUACCAACCAGGUACAUGGACACAUGUGGCAGCCACUUACGAYGGACAGCGCAUGGCCCUGUAUGUGGAUGGCACCCGGGUGGCUAGUAGUCUAGACCAGUCUGGACCCCUGAACAGCCCCUUCAUGGCUUCUUGCCGCUCCCUGCUCCUGGGGGGAGACAGCUCUGAGGACGGGCACUAUUUCCGUGGAUACCUGGGCACUCUGGUCUUCUGGGAAACUGCCCUGGCACAAAGUCACCUACAGCACAGUCCACAGCAUCCCAGUGGGGUGGAGGAGUUGACCACCCUAAUCCUGACAGCCAGUUUUGAUCCUCUGAAGGAACAGUGGGUCCCCUUUAGGGAUGAGAAAUAUCCCCGCCUGGAGGUUCUCCAGGGCCACCAGCCAGAGCCUGAGCUCAUGUCACCGUUGCAGCCCCCACUCUGUGGGCAAACUGUGUGUGACAAUGUGGAACUGAUCUCCCAGUACAACAGACACUGGCCCCUUCGGGGAGAGAAGGUGAUCCGCUAUCAGGUGGUGAACAUCUGUGAUGAUGAAGGUGGGCAUCCCAUUGUGAGCCAGGAGCAGAUCCGCAGGCAGCAAGAGGCUCUGACUGAGGCCUUCAGUCGCUACAACAUCAGUUGGCAGCUGAGCAUCCACCAGGUCCACAACUCCACCCUGCGCCACCGGGCUGUGCUUGUGAACUGUGAGCCCAGCAAGAUUGGCAACGACCAUUGCGACCCUGAGUGUGAGCACCCGCUCACCGGCUAUGAUGGAGGUGACUGCCGCCUACAGGGCCGCUGCUAUUCCUGGAACCGCAGGGACGGGCUCUGUCACGUGGAAUGCAACAACAUGCUGAACGACUUUGAUGAUGGGGACUGCUGUGACCCGGAGGUGACUGACRUACGCAAGACCUGCUUCGACCCUGACUCACCCCACAGGGCAUACAUGAGUGUGAAGGAGCUGAAGGAGGCCCUGCAGCUCAACAGUACUCACUUCCUCAAUGUCUACUUUGCCAGCUCAGUGCGGGAAGACCUGGCAGGUGCUGCCACCUGGCCUUGGGACAAGGAAGCUGUCAGUCACCUGGGUGGUGUUGUCCUCAAUCCUGCCUAUUAUGGCAUGCCUGGCCACACCAACAUCAUGAUCCAUGAAGUGGGGCAUGUUCUGGGACUCUACCAUGUUUUCAAAGGGGUCAGUGAAAGAGAAUCCUGCGAUGAUCCCUGCAGGGAGACGGUGCCGUCCAUGGAAACCGGAGACCUCUGUGCCGACACUGCCCCCACUCCCAAGAGCAAGCUAUGCCAGGACCCUGAGCCUGCCAAUGACACUUGUGGCUUCAGCCACUUCCCAGGGGCUCCAUUCAGCAACUACAUGAGCUACACAGAUGAUGACUGCACUGACAGCUUCACCCCUAACCAAGUGGCCCGAAUGCACUGCUAUUUGGAUCUUGUUUAUCAGCAGUGGAGUGAAAGCAGAAAGCCCACCCCCAUUCCCAUCCCACCCAUGGUCAUUGGGCAGACCCACAAGUCCCUCACUAUCCACUGGCUGCCUCCCAUUAGUGGAGUUGUAUAUGACAGGGCCCCAGGCAGCGUGUGUGGUGCCUGCACAGAAGAUGGGAUGUUCCGUCAGUACGUGCACAGGGCUUCCUCUCGGCGAGUGUGUGAUUCCUCUGGCUACUGGACCCCAGAGGAGGCUGUGGGGCCUCCUGAUGUCGAUCAGCCCUGUGAGCCGAGCUUGCAGGCCUGGAGUCCUGAGCUCCACCUGUACCAUAUGAACAUGACGGUGCCCUGCCCUGCAGAAGGCUGUAGCCUGGAGCUGCUCUUCCAACACCCAGUUCAAGCCGACACCCUCACCCUCUGGGUCACUUACCUCUCCAUGGACUCUUCCCAGGCACUCUUUGAUACAGAGAUCUUGCUGGAACACCAGGAGUCUGUGCAUCUGGGUCCCUUAGACACUUUCUGUGAUACCCCACUCACCAUCAAACUGCACGUGGCUGGGAAGGUCUCAGGGGUGAAAGUCUACACCUUUGAUGAGCGGAUGGAGAUUGACGCGGCCCUCCUGACUUCCCAGCCCCACAGCCCCUUAUGCUCUGGCUGCAGGCCUGUAAGGUACCAGGUUCUCCGGGAGCCACCCUUUGCCAGCGGCUUGCCCAUGGUGGUGACACACCUUCGCAGGAAGUUUACAGACACGGAGGUUAUACCUGGGCAGAUGUAUCAGUACCAAGUUCAAGCUGAGGCUGGACCAGAAUUGGGAGAAGCUUCACCUCCUCUGUACCACAUCCACGGUGCUCCUUACUGUGGAGAUGGGAAGGUGGCAGGGAGCCUGGGAGAGGAGUGUGACGAUGGAGACCUGCUGAAUGGAGAUGGCUGUUCAAGGACAUGUGAGCUAGAGAAAGGCUUCAACUGUGUCGGGGAACCAAGCCUUUGCUACACRUAUGAGGGAGAUGGGAUUUGUGAGCCUUUUGAGAAGGAAACCGGCAUCAGGGACUGCGGCCUCCAUACUCCUGAAGGAUACUUGGACCAGUGGGCCACCCAGGCUUUCUCUUCUCGUGAGGACAAGAAGAAGUGUCCUGUCUCCCUGGUAACAGGAGAGCCUCAUUCCAUGAUUUGCACAUCACACCAUCCAGAUUUACCCAAGCAACAUUCCCUUCCUGGCUGGUUUCCCUGUGUUACCAAUGGAAAAAGACCUCAGGAUGAAGGGAGUGAGCAGCCAGAAGGUAUCCUGGAGAAGGAAGAUGAGGUUUGGCUUAAAGUCUGUUUCAAUAGACCAGGAGUUGCCGUGGCAAUUUUCAUUUUCUUGACGUCUGAUGGCCUGGCCCCUGGGGAGCAUCAGCGGCCAACAGUGACCCUCUACCUGACUGAUGUCAGUGGAAGCAACCACUUUCUUGGAACCUAUGAACUGUCGUGCCAGCAUAACCCACUGGUUGUCAAUGUGAGCCAUCACACAAAUGUCCUCUCCCACCAUACCACGUCCAUGCUGCUGAACUUCUCAUCCCCACUGGUGGGCAUCUCCGCAGUGGCUCUAAGGACAUCCUCCCACAUCAGUCCUUCAGUUCCUGAUAACUGCAUGGCAGAGCAUGAGGGGCAGAAUCAGGGACAGAGCUGCGUCCAUCGGCCCUGUGGGGAGCAGGGCAGCUGUGCACCAUUACUGCUUGAUCACGUGGAUGUGGUGAACUGUACCUCUAGUGGCCCAGGUCACAUGAAGUGUGCUAUCACCUGUCAAAAGGGGUUUGCCCUUCAGACCAGCAGCGGGCAGUACCUCAGGCCCAUUCAGAAGGAGAUUCUGCUCACAUGUUCCUCUGGGCACUGGAGCCAGGAUGUGAGCUGUGCACCCCUCGACUGUGGCACUCCUGACUCAUCUUUGGUGAACUAUGCCACCUUCUCCUGCCCAGAGGGCACCCAUUUCCUGAGACGCUGCUCCAUCUCUUGUGUCCCACCAGCCAAGCUCCAAGGACUCAGCCCGUGGCUGACCUGCCUUGAAGAUGGACUCUGGUCUCUCCCCGAAGUCCACUGCAAGCUGGAAUGUGAGGCUCCCCCUGUUAUUCCCAAUGCCAACCUGCUGCUGCCUCACUGCCUCCAGGGCAGCCACGACGUGGGCAGCAUCUGCAGAUACGAGUGCAAACCCGGCUACUACGUGGAAGGGGGUGUGGAGAGGAAAGCCAGGAACAAGUUCCUGAAGAUACAGUGCCUGGAAAGUGGACUGUGGGAACAAGCCAGCUGUACCCCGGUAGUGUGUGAGCCUCCUGCUCCUGUUUUUGAAGGCAUGUACGAAUGCAGUGAUGGAUUCAACCUGGACAGCCAGUGUGUGCUCAACUGUAACCAGGAAAGUGCGAAGCUCCCCAUCCUCUGUACCAAAGAAGGACUGUGGACCCAGGAGUUUAAGUUGUGUGAGAACCUGCAAGGGGAAUGCCCACCACCCCCCUCGGAGCUGAAUUUCGUGGAGUACAAGUGUGAAAAUGGAUACGGGAUUGGUGCAGUUUGCACCCCAUCAUGCGUAAUCCCCCCCAGCGAUCCUGUGACGCUGCCGGAGAACAUCACUGCUGACACUCUGGAGUACUGGAUGGAGCCUGUCAGAGUCCAGAGUAUCGUGUGUACUGGCCGCCGUCAAUGGCACCCAGACCCCUUGCUGGUCCACUGCAUCCAGUCCUGUGAGCCUUUUCAAGCAGAUGGUUGGUGUGACACGAUCAACAACCGGGCCUACUGCCACUAUGAUGGAGGAGACUGCUGCUCUUCUACACUCUCCUCCAAGAAGGUCAUUCCAUUUGCUGCUGACUGUGACCAGGAUGAGUGCACCUGCCGAGACCCCAAGGCAGAAGAAAAUCAGUAA
Messenger RNA from Urocitellus parryii (Arctic ground squirrel), 5364 nucleotides. RefSeq names its product pappalysin 2 (gene Pappa2). Gene Ontology annotation, molecular function: metalloendopeptidase activity. The record is from RefSeq and is a predicted model, not a curated record. Lineage: Eukaryota; Metazoa; Chordata; Mammalia; Rodentia; Sciuridae. Gene Ontology annotation, biological process: proteolysis; cell surface receptor signaling pathway.